GUGAUGAGGGUGGCAGACGUGAGAGCUAGCGGCAAAAGGCAAUGAUGCAAAUCUCAGUUUCUGGAGAUAAAGGACAUUCCACAGAUACACACAAGUAGCCCAUGUCUGCAUUCAGAUCAACACCCUCAGGUGUACCACAGCAUGUCAAUGGUUCUGUUUGCGUCAGUAGUGCGAGUGAGGGACGGGCUCCCCCUCUCCGCCUCCACAGACUAUGAGCAGGACAAGGGGCUCCAGGAGACCAAGAGACAUCUGAAGGGCCUGUCCAAAAAACUCAGCCAGUUCCCCGACCGCUGCACUUUCAAGACUGGCCAGUACAACGUCAAUUUCACGAGCUCGCUGGGCGUGGGCUACAUGAUGGUGUGCACGGAGAGCUACCCCAACGUCCUCGCCUUCUGCUUCCUGGACGAGCUGCAGAGGGAGUUCAUCGUCACCUACGACACCAAGCGCAUCAACAGCGCCGUGCGGCCCUACUCCUUCAUCGAGUUCGACAACUUCAUCCAGAAGACCAAGCAGCGCUACAACAGCCCGCGCUCGCUCUCCACCAAGAUCAACCUGGCCGACAUGCAGACGGAGAUCAAGCUCAGGCCGCCCUACCAGCUCUCCGCCGAGGAGCUGGGCUCCGAAAACGGCUUCUCCCAACACACCCCCUCCAAGUACAAGGGCAUAGCGCCCCACCAGAUGCUGGAGCCGGUGACGUUGGCGGGGGUGGUGUCGUGCGUGCUGAGUCUGCUCUGCACCGGGCUCAACCUGCUGCGCGGGGUCCACGCCAUCGAGAGCAUCCUACAGAACGAGGAUGAGGACUUUAAUUACGUGAUUGCCUUCUUCCUCGGGACGGCGGCCUGUCUGUAUCAGUGUUACCUGUUUGCCUACUACUCGGUGUGGAGGAACAUCAAGUCCUUCCUGGCCUUCGCCCUCAUCUGCCUCUGCAACAUGUACCUGUACGAGCUGCGCAACGUGUGGCAGAUCCUCUUCCACGUGACGGUGGGAGCCUUCAUCACGCUGCAGAUCCGCCUGCGACUGCCCCAGGGCAAGGCCCCCGACUACAACGUCUGACCAGACGCAUUCCUCUCUGUCCCCUGCACACUCACACACACACGUACGCGCUGCGCCACGCCGCGCCGCCUCGCCAGACACACACACACUCUCUCUCCACACUCUCGCACGCACGCACACACAAGCCGGGGGAGCGCCUCUAAGCGACCGGACUGUCUAAAGACAGGAAGUGGGAGGGGGGAUGGGGGACGUAGAGGAAGACUUUCUUGCCCCCCUCCCUGGGUGAACUGGACUGGGGAUCCACAGAAGCCCUGGAGGUUAAGCUAAAGCCGUGUGUGUGUGUGCGCUAAGCUUCCCUACGCAAGCAGGGCAGGGCAAAAGCCCCCGUGGUUCAAAAAAAAAAUUGCCUCCAGGGCAUUUAGCAUGUUCCGCUUCAGCUCCUCACCAAGAUGGCCGACAGAGGAGCUGGGGUGGAUGUCAGAUUAAAAUAGCCUAUCUGUCUCUCUGUCUGUUUCUGUUGCCGGGGGAGGGGGGGUUUAACAUCCAGAAUAGUGUGCUCAAGUUGGAGAGUCUGGUUGUUGAUUGGUUGGUCAACACUCAGUUAGUCAGUCUGUGCUGAUGGUUGGUCAAGAGCUUGGGGUUUUCCCUAGGGACAUAACGGCCUCAUUAGAUGCACGGAAUACUCCAAAUCAACGAAACAAUCACAUGGUAGCUAUUUAUAUUUUUUUGUGAUGGUGUUUAAUUUGCUGUUAGGUAGACAUCUCUUUUUUUUAGACUGAGAUUUUUGAUUAGAUGAUUUGGGAGAAAAUAAUGCAACUUCAGAAAAGAAAAAAUGCUAUUUAAUCCGUGGAAUAUUGGGACAAGGCUGCCAACGCUGCCGCCAUGCCUUCAUUCUCACACCAGCAGACUAAACACGGCGCUGAGAUGUAGAGGUGGAUAUGCAAGCUUUUGGCCAUCCCUCAACACGCAGUGGCCCCCUAGAAGCACAUUAGGCUUUAGCCAGGACACUUUCCUUUUUAAUACACGCCGUAUGUCAUGCAGCUGUCUCUGGUACGCUCCUGCUCUGCAAGAAGACCUCCGCAUUGCCAUUGUCCGUUUUUACACACACACACACACACACACACACACACACACACACUUGAUGGAUAUCUCUCUCCUCGCUCUUUGAUGCUCAUCCAAGGUGUGGCGUGAUGGUCUGAUGUUUUGCAGCAGCACUGUUAUUUUACAGGAGAAGCAGCCCUUUCCCGCGCCUGAUCAAGGCGCCUUUUCAUGAUGCUUGGGGCGCUGCAGGUUACGGUUCCAAAUUGUCUGCUGACAAACUGUUACGUCUUCAACCCAUUGUGUUAGGCUACGUAUUUAUGUUUUUUUGUUUUAUUUUCCAUUGUUUGUUGUUUUUGGUCAGCUGGAUGAUAAUGUCUCAUGAGUAUAUGCUGUCUGUUCAAGACAACCUGUAAACAUAAACGAACAGAAGCCUCUGAA
Molecule: messenger RNA, 2472 nt
Organism: Sardina pilchardus (European sardine)
Lineage: Eukaryota; Metazoa; Chordata; Actinopteri; Clupeiformes; Clupeidae
Gene: sec22a
Product: SEC22 homolog A, vesicle trafficking protein
Exons: 7
Coding region: 142-1053 (303 amino acids)
Biological process (GO): endoplasmic reticulum to Golgi vesicle-mediated transport
Cellular component (GO): membrane
Source: RefSeq, a predicted model, not a curated record